AUGGAGGUUUAUUCAUCCAAAGAAGYGGUUCUUCCAGAGGGGAGCGGAGCGUGGCUCGCUGUGCCCCCGCCGAGUCGAUGCCGGCAGCUCUCGGGCUCCGGCAGACCCCGCUGCCCUCUCCGCAYCGGGCUGCCGCGGCGGGACCGGGCUGUACGGCUGCCUCCAGGCGCGGAACGCCGCGCGUUUCCCCUACCUCCCGCCUCCUUCUGCAGCGAGGCUAGCUCCCCUCCCUCGCCGGGCAGACCCAGCCCCGCUACCUGCCGCCCUCGGGCCGAGCUCCGCCGCGCCGGGCCCGCCCCCCGCGCCGCUGACUCCGCCCGGCCCGGCCCGGCCCGCCCCGCCCGCCCGCAGGCACCGCCCGCCGCCCGGAGCGCGGUGCCUGGCCCGGCCCGGCCCGGGAGCGCCGCUGCCGCGCCCGCGCUGCGCUCUGCGGGCCGAGGGAGCGCGGCUGCCGGCGGCGGGGCAUGCGGGCGGCAAGGCUCUGAGCCUCCGGCCAUGGCGGAGAAAGUUUCGGCGGCUUCGGAGCGGGCGCGGGGCGCCGGCCACGUCGGCUCCUCUUGCUCCGGCUCCUCCUCCGGCUCGGAAACUCUCUCCGAGGAGGGAGAGCCCGGCGGCGGCGGGGCGGCGACGGCCCCCGGUGGGGAGACGGCUGCRGCGGAGCGGGCGAUCCCCGGCGGGCGGGCGGAGGACGACGCCUCUCUGGAGGAGCGGGAUGAGGAGCUUGAUCACAUUUUAUCACCCCCACCUAUGCCUUUCCGAAAAUCCAGCAGUCCUGAAGUGUCUUCUGGCCUUGGAAAGUCUCCUAAAUUUAAGAGGCAGUUGAGUGAAGAUGGAAGACAGCUCAGAAGAGGAAGCCUUGGAGGCGCUCUGACAGGCAAAUAUUUGCUUCCAAGUGCAACUGGACAGCAGCUGUGGCAACCUAUAGAAACCACUAAUCUUGUUCGGAUGCGCUACCAAACACUUGGACAGUCAGCACCUUCACUCACUGCUAGUUUGAAGGAGUUGAGCCUUCCAAGAAGAGGAAGUUUGUAAGUAUAUGAAGUUUUUCUCUAUUGUGCUUACAGUGUAGUAUGUAUUUUUAA
Malurus melanocephalus (red-backed fairy wren) is the source of this 1082-nucleotide messenger RNA. It is a transcript of the gene MAST4, whose product is annotated as microtubule associated serine/threonine kinase family member 4. The record is from RefSeq and is a predicted model, not a curated record. NCBI's taxonomy places the organism in Eukaryota, Metazoa, Chordata, Aves, Passeriformes, Maluridae. The transcript has 5 exons. Bases 1 to 1032 code for a protein of 343 amino acids.